Messenger RNA from Daphnia pulicaria, 1166 nucleotides. RefSeq lists its product as uncharacterized. The coding region runs from base 92 to 439 and encodes 115 amino acids. The record is from RefSeq and is a predicted model, not a curated record. NCBI's taxonomy places the organism in Eukaryota, Metazoa, Arthropoda, Branchiopoda, Diplostraca, Daphniidae. The transcript has 4 exons.
AGCGGUGCCCUUAAAGAUGCCCACGAGCACGUGGGCCCCGCAAUAUCGAUGGCGGUAACAUAGGCCGAGUUCUCCCUAAAUACUUGAGCCAAUGGAUAACCGAGCACGAUCGAACGUCUGGUUGGCUGGAGAUGUUGCGUCUGUUUGUGAUAUCAAAUUGGGUCGUACAUCACUUUGCUGUUGUAUCAGGGCGAUUGCUGGAGAGAAGAAUACUGGCAACGAAACAUGGAUGAACAACUGCAGUGCACUGUCACCAAGUGCAUUCUUCAUCGUAUUAUCAGUACGCAAUCGGUGUCGUGCUGUUGCCGUUUGUCGUAUCGUUGAAGGUUGGGUCGAUCACUGGUGUAUCCAUGUCUCCUGGGUAUGGCGGAUACCAAAGCACCACGCCGUCGCCUUGCUACACAAUGACAACAUUCGCACCUACCGGCUACUACACUGAGGGCCAUAAUUACUACACCACCAAGGCUCCAGAGUAUUACACCGCAGCUAAUGCUGCCCCAAGCUGAAUCACCAAAGAUCCUGAGUACUACACCGAGGCUCAAGUAUUACUCAGUUCCUAGCUACUACACCGAGGCUUCAACUUAUUACACCAUCAAAGCGGCUGAAUACUACACCGAGCCGCCCAAGUACUUCACCACCAAGGCUCCAGAGUAUUACACCACAACUUGUGCUUCCCCGAGCCGCUACACCGAAGCCCCGAAGUAUUACUCUGCCCCAAGCUACACAACUACAACUGAGGCGUCCAAGUAUUACGCAGCCCCGACUUAUUACACAGUGGCUGCUCCUUCGUACUACGUUGAAUCGGAAUACUACACCGGGGCUUCAGUUUACUACACUACAACCUACGCUACACCUAGCUACUACACCGAGGCCCUACACUACCAAGGCAACCGAAUAUUAUAACAACUUAUGCUGUUCCAACCAACUACACAGAACCUCCGAAGUAUUACUCUAUCGGUUUAUCCCGAUUUACUACACCACUAAGGCACCUGAAUAUUACACCACACCCUACGCUUCUCCAACUUAUUACAGGGACGUUUCUAAUUAAUACUAGAGUCGAAUUUUCAAUUUUAAUAAUUAUGUUCAGAUUUGUCGGUCAUAUCUUAAAAAUUACUAGUCACUUGAAAGUGUUGAUCUUUAAAGAGAAAUAAAAUUUGUUUAACCUA